AGUUUUCAUGUAUGCUGAUAUUAGAGAAUUUGUAUAUUUGCUGUCAGUGUAAGCUGGAAAGUGAUCUGUGAUCUGUUCUCAGGUGUUUUUGGUGCGGAAGUUAAUGGGUCCAGAUGCUGGUCAACUUUAUGCAAUGAAGGUGCUCAAAAAGGCAUCUUUAAAAGUGAGGGACAGAGUUCGCACUAAGAUGGAGAGAGAUAUUCUGGUGGAGGUCAAUCAUCCUUUCAUUGUGAGGUUGCACUAUGCCUUUCAGACAGAAGGGAAACUCUAUUUAAUUUUGGAUUUUCUCAGGGGUGGGGAUGUAUUUACUCGUUUAUCCAAAGAGGUUAUGUUUACAGAGGAGGAUGUGAAAUUCUACCUUGCAGAGCUGGCCCUUGCAUUGGAUCAUCUACACAACCUAGGCAUUGUUUACAGAGACCUGAAGCCUGAAAACAUUUUGCUUGAUGAAGCUGGACAUAUCAAGUUAACAGACUUUGGGCUCAGUAAAGAAUCAGUAGAUCAGGACAAAAAAGCGUACUCGUUCUGUGGCACUGUGGAGUAUAUGUCCCCUGAGGUGGUCAACAGAAGAGGUCACACGCAGAGUGCUGAUUGGUGGUCCCUCGGCGUCUUAAUGUUUGAAAUGCUGACCGGCACAUUACCGUUCCAAGGAAAAGACCGGAACGAGACUAUGAACAUGAUUCUUAAAGCAAAGCUGGGAAUGCCACAGUUUUUAAGUUUGGAAGCACAAAGUCUUUUACGAAUGCUCUUCAAACGAAAUCCAUCAAAUCGUUUAGGAGCGGGUCCUGACGGAGUGGAGGAGAUCAAACGGCACACGUUCUUCUCCACCAUCGACUGGAAUAAACUGUACAGAAGAGAACUUCAGCCUCCAUUCAAACCUGCUGCAGGGAAACCAGAUGACACCUUCUGCUUCGACCCAGAAUUCACAGCCAAAACUCCCAAAGAUUCUCCAGGUAUUCCUCCCAGUGCAAACGCUCACCAGCUCUUCAAAGGCUUCAGUUUUGUAGCUCCAGUCUCUCUGGAGGACAGCAGAAGUGCCCCGCUGGUCAACAUUCUCCCCAUAGUGCAGAUGCAUGGAGGCAUGGCUCAGUUUGCAGACGUGUACGAGCUGAAGGAGGAUAUCGGCGUGGGUUCGUACUCCAUAUGCAAACGCUGCACACACAGAGUCACUGCCAUGGAGUUUGCUGUGAAGAUUAUUGACAAAAGCAAGCGCGACCCGUCAGAGGAGAUCGAGAUCCUGAUGCGGUACGGCCAGCAUCCCAACAUCAUCACGCUGAAGGACGUGUACGACGAGGGCCGCUUCGUGUAUCUGGUGACGGAGCUGAUGAAGGGCGGCGAGCUGCUGGAUAAGAUCCUCAGACAGAAGUUCUUCUCGGAGCGAGAGGCCAGCGCUGUGCUCUACACCAUCACCAAAACUGUGGACUACCUGCACUGCCAGGGGGUGAGAGACCAGACUCUAUCCACGUGUUUACCAGAAGAGCUUCACCAAUCAGUAGCUGCUGCUAGCUAUGAGAGACAUGAUAGCUUAGUGAUCCGAUCUCAGAUGCUGCUGAUGCGGCAGGGCUACGACGCCGCCUGUGACAUCUGGAGUCUGGGAGUCCUGCUCUACACCAUGCUGGCGGGGUACACACCCUUUGCUAACGGCCCCAACGACACGCCGGAGGAGAUCCUGCUGCGCAUCGGCAGCGGGAAGUUCUCCUUGAGCGGAGGAAACUGGGACUCGGUGUCCGACUCCUCGAAGGGCCUGCUGUCUCAUAUGCUGCAUGUGGACCCUCACCAGCGGUACUCCGCAGAACAGGUGCUGAAGCACUCGUGGAUCGCCUGCCGCGACCAGAACCCGCACUUCCAGCUCACUCGCCACGAGGCGCCUCAUCUGGUGAAGGGAGCGAUGGCUGCCACGUACUCCGCGCUCAACCACCAGACAUGUAAGCCACUUCUGGAGCCGGUCGCUGCCUCCAGUCUGGCUCAGCGCAGGAGCAUGAAGAAGCUGACGUCUGCAGACAUGUCCUGAGGAGCCUGACACGCAUCUCGAGCUUCUGUUUCUCUCUGGGAGAGUGAAGAACACCAGCUCCAUCACGUGUUUGAAUGCUCUCUCUCCGAGACCCAGAGCUCUAGAAGAAACGUCCAGCUCGUGUAGUUUGUGCAGAAAGUACAGGAAGCCUGUUUGUUGGGCCAUUAAGAACAUUUCGUGACAAUCCAAUCCCGCAGAUUUCCUGUAUAUCAGGAUUGGUUUUCGCUAAAUUCUCCAGUAUGUGGUACGAGACGUUCUUCUAAAUGCUUUACAGGUGAAACGAUGUCUAGUUUUUCCCACGUGAGCUGAAAGGAGAUGAUAAAUGUG
This is a messenger RNA of Sinocyclocheilus grahami, 2335 nucleotides long. Its product is annotated as ribosomal protein S6 kinase alpha-6-like. The coding region runs from base 104 to 2008 and encodes 634 amino acids. Lineage: Eukaryota; Metazoa; Chordata; Actinopteri; Cypriniformes; Cyprinidae. The record is from RefSeq and is a predicted model, not a curated record. The transcript has 19 exons. Gene Ontology annotation, molecular function: protein serine/threonine kinase activity; ATP binding; magnesium ion binding. Gene Ontology annotation, biological process: intracellular signal transduction; protein phosphorylation.